This is a messenger RNA of Paramormyrops kingsleyae, 2739 nucleotides long. It is a transcript of the gene zpld1a, whose product is annotated as zona pellucida-like domain containing 1a. The record is from RefSeq and is a predicted model, not a curated record. NCBI's taxonomy places the organism in Eukaryota, Metazoa, Chordata, Actinopteri, Osteoglossiformes, Mormyridae.
AUGGAACGAACAUGUUUGGUUCUUGUGCUUAUGAGUAAGGCUCUCUCAGUCACGGCACAGUUCAAUGGGUACAACUGUGAUGCGAACUACCACAGCAGAUUUCCUGCGGAGCGGGACAUCAGUGUGUACUGCGGGGUGCAAACCAUCACCCUUAAGAUCAACUUCUGCCCUGUGCUGUUCUCUGGCUACACGGACAUCGACCUGGCCCUCAACGGUCGCCACGGCGAUGCCCACUGCCGAGGCUUCAUCAACAACAACACCUUCCCCACAGUGGUGCUCUUUAGCAUCAGCCUGAGCACGCUGGAGUCCUGCGGAAACUCCCUGGUGGUAACCACAGCGCAUGGGGCCAACGCCUACGGGAACCUCUCCCUGGUGCAGAUCGGGAACAUAUCGGGCUACAUCGACACCCCAGACCCACCCACCAUUAUUAGCUACCUGCCUGGGCUGUUGUACAAAUUCAGCUGUAGCUAUCCUCUCGAGUACCUGGUCAACAAUACUCAGCUCGCGUCGUCAGCUGCAGCAAUAUCUGUUAAGGACAGCAACGGCACGUUUAUAAGCACCUUGAGUUUAUUACUUUACAACGACUCCACCUACACGCAGCAUCUGGCCAUCCCUAUGGCCGGGCUGACGUUAAAGACACGAGUAUUCGCAGCCGUGAAGGCCACCAAUCUGGAUAGAAGGUGGAAUGUACUGAUGGAUUACUGUUACACAACUCCGUCUGGGAACCCCAACGACGAGCUGCGCUACGACCUUUUCUUUAGCUGUGACAAGGACCCCCAGACGACCGUCUUUGAGAACGGAAAGAGCCAGAUGGGCCGCUUCUCCUUUGAGGUGUUCCGCUUCGUCAAGCACAAGAACCAGAAGAUGUCCACAGUGUUCCUGCACUGUGUCACCAAGCUGUGCCGCGUCGAUGACUGUGCGCUUCUCAUGCCGAUCUGUGGAAGCAGAAAGAAAAGGGACGUGUCAGAUAAAAAGGAAUCGAGCUCCGCCUCUGAGAAGGCGGUCAUAACGGCCGGGCCCAUCAUCACUCGCAGUGAUGAAACUCCAAUGAAUAAUUCUCAGAUGGGUAAGCCUUGACAUUUGCAACUGAAUGGCCCGGACCUCCAGAUGAACUCGCUGACCAGUGCCCUGAUCUCUGGGGUCAUUGUCUUGGGUGCUGUGAGCCUGUGCUUCUUCAUAUUCUCGCUCGUGAUGUUCAGGAGCAAGAGGGCCAGCUCUGCCGGGCUGUCUGGUGUCCGGAACCCCACCUUCAACUGAUGCUGCCCCGUUUUGCUCCAAGGAGAAGUGUUUUGGAGGGAUUCGAUAAUACACACGGGAAGCUGUUACAGUAGACCUCAGAUGCACAACUCUAAUCAUCGAAGGGAAUUCUCAUAAGUAAUAAUAAUUCAUCCUCAUAAUCAUUUCAAAGUGCUUUUGUCAUAUUCAAAGUGAUUUAAAAUGUUUUUGGGGAUGGUAACUAACCUCAACCAUUAGUAGUACUCUACUGGACUCCCAUUUUGUGCUCCAGUGCUCACUACAGUUCAGAGUAUGAAAUGUGACAGCCAGGAGUACAUUUGGGGAGCAAUUAGAACCAUUUUUAUAAGGCCAGAUUGAGAAUUUGUGAACUGGGGUUAACAUUUCCACUCUUUCAUUGACUGGCGCAGGAUAUUUAAUGAUGACAAGGAACCAACAUCUCAUCUGAAGCACACAGAAAGCUUCGAAAUAUAGGGUGACCUUUGCCUCCAUUGCAACAUCUGUUUUAUCUGGUUCUUAGUGAAGAAAUCCUGCUUCUGGUCCACGAGAACCAGCAGUAGUCACGUAAAAAGGAAACCAGACAUGGGUACCUGGCAGAUUGGAGUUCAUGCCUAGCGAUUAGUUCCCAUUUUAAAUGUAAAAAUAUCCAGUGAGGUUAGUUGCUGUCUCACUAAAUGGAAGAAUCAGGUGCCAGUCGAGGGAAAGUCAGGACGCCCUUGGGCCUUUUGGCGAUAGAGUUGUGGAUCCCUGAAAUAGACAAGAUUGUGCGCUUGUGCCACAGGCAGAUCUAAUGUUGAAUGUUGUUAGGUGUUUACUGUAUGUCUGUUUUGGUUUUGUUUAUGUCCAAGGGCUAUUGCUUUGUACUGGUGUUUUUUUGUUUUUUUUUAACGCUGAUAUCCUAAACUGACCCAGAUCAGCACGUAGGAUGUACCUUCGAUUCAAUACCUCAGUUUUUUCUACUUAACGUUGCAGGGAGCAGGAUCACUUGCAUCACCGUACCCGUUCGAUGUAUGUCUGGCAUCAUUUUCAUGGUAACGUAUCGGUACUUCGUAACAUGAUCAGAGAUGAGCACUGUAUUAAGGAAAUACUGUGAGAGACUCAAAGAAAUAAUACAGUUACACAUACAUGCAGUUAUUGGAACUAAAUGAAAAACGCCAAAACAGCAGCCCACUGUCAAAAUAGACAAGUGUUUUACAGUCAUAGAAAGGAUGGGAGACCAAAAAUAGCUAAACUAUUAUAGGUAAUAUUUAAUACUCAUUAUUAUUGUUUAUAUGAUUAGCUUUUAAACCUCUAAAAUCCUAAUCACUGUAACCUAAGUACAUAAUUUAAAAAAAUUGACAAUGCAUUAUGACACAUUUAUUUUGAAUUACACAAAUCAAUGCAUAUCCAGUCUAUUGUAAUAAUAUUGUUGUAUUUUGUAAAGCAGCUGUAAUUAUUUUACUAACUACUAACUGUUGGGGGAUAAAUGUAAUUUGAAUUUAAUGUAUUCUAUGAGCCCAGUGUGUU